Molecule: messenger RNA, 2849 nt
Organism: Heterobilharzia americana
Lineage: Eukaryota; Metazoa; Platyhelminthes; Trematoda; Strigeidida; Schistosomatidae
Source: the annotation of a GenBank genome assembly
UGAUAUCAGUCUAUGAUGAAUACCAACUUUAAAUCUGGAGAGUUUCUUUGUUUUACUCUUAGGUCUAAUACUCUUAGUAGCUUGCGGAUGUUUAUCACUUUUUGUUUUGAAGUGAUAAUACUAAUUUUAUUCAAGCAUAUUUAGGUGUAUCUUAGUCACCUCAAUUAAUAACGUUCAAUCAAAUUGUAUCUUCUUUUUACAGAUUCACAGGAAUGCUGCGUUACUCAUGCAUGAGCAAUGGAUCCAAUAGAAAAUAUUUAUUUCCAUUUCAUAAAUUCUAUUUUUCAACUUUAUCAUCAUCAUCAUCAUCAUUAAAAACUGAUGAGAUGAAUUCACUUGAUAUUGAUCCACCAUUGAAACGUUACAGAAAUUCUACAUCUAUUAUACGUGCAUUAAUUUCAUGUGUACAACAUUCUCCAGAUGCUCCAAAUUAUCGAUUAGGCCCAGAAUUCACUCUUUUGUCAGCCACUAGAACAUGUAAUCAUUGGUUAGCAAAAGCAAAAGGUCGUUUAGCUGCAAGAGUCGCUGCUAGAGAUUUUUUUCCAAAUGAUAUUGUAACUUUAAGCAAAGAAAUUCCACGCAUAGAUCGUUGGAUACCUAUACAAACUCCAGAAGAUGUAAUUAAACGUGCUGUCGACGGAUCGUUGAGUAAUGAUGAAGCUAUGGAUCGAUUAAUUUUACUUCUUGCUCCCAACCAUGCAUGGCAACUUUACAAUGAAAUAGCUACUGAACAUAAAUGGUCAAGUGAAACUUUACAUGGUUUACUGGAUCUCCUCUGUGCUACUAAUGGAGGUCGAAGUGGAUUUUUUAACUAUUAUUCAUCAGGCAAAUAUAAUUGGAGUUAUCUACCUGAUCCUGAUGAAAUCUAUUUUCUUAAGAAAUCUGUUCUAUGCAAAGAUGGUAAAAAGACAAUACAAAGUUUAAAUGAAGUAAAUAGCAUUCAUGAAGAUAAUUUGGAUGGUAUCACAAAGAAUAGUGUGUCUAAAUUAGGACGUUGGUUAUGGACUAUGCAAACAACUGCAGAAUUAUUAUUUCACAAAGAACACAAUAUUUUGAACACAUCACAAGCAUAUCGAAGUAUGAUUCGCGGAGCGGCUAAAUUUGAAAAUGCUGAUCGUGCUCUAGAAUUAACUAAACUUGCAUGGUCAUCAAAACAUGGUGAUAAAUGUCUUGAUCUUGAAACUUACAAUCUACUUAUUCGUUCUCUUCACUAUUUAACAACUGUUAAAACAGGUGAAGAAAAUGUUUGGGAUGUGAUAUUGAAUAUUAUAGAACAUGUUAAAACGUGUGGAGAGCCAAUAAAUAUUUCAAUUUUUACGAGUAUUCUUUAUGCACUAACACAAACAACUAUAAUCUUAAAAUCAUCAUCGUCCUCCUGGUUACAAAGCCAAAAUUAUAUUCCAAUCGGUUUAGGCCUAUUGAAUGAAUUAAAACGAUUAAAUUUCAAACCAGAACUUGGUACACUAGCAAAUUUAUUUCAAUUAAUUUAUGAAACUCCUAUUCCUGUGAACCAAUCGUUGACUGUAAGCAACGGAAGUAAAUGGAAUAAUCGUAAAGACAAACGCACACCAUAUUCAGCUUACAAGUGUUCUCAAUUGUUGAAUAAAUAUUUAGAUGAGAUAGAGGUAUAUUUUAAUGAUAAGGCUAUCUCAGGAACAGAAUCUGGUGGUUCACCUAAACGUUUCGAUGCUUGGACUACUGAUGAUUAUGUAUUUUUUGUCGUUGCAAUGAAGUGUGCACUGAAUGAAUCAAAUAUUGAAUUAGGUAAAAAGAUUCAUUGUUUAUUAACUCAACACGAGGACAGAACUUUCCUGUUACCCAAUUUUAAAAUUAGACGAUAUUAUGAACAUGCUUAUUGCAAAUUAAUGCUUUAUUCUCAUUUUAAAAGUAGUUAUGACCAGCAAAUUGAAAUUUAUCAUAAUACUUAUCGUCAGUGUUUCAAUAAUAUCCUAAUAUCAAAAGUAUUAACUGAAUUGUUAGUAAAAGGCUAUAAAAAAUUACUAAAUAUACCCAGUGAUAAUGGGAACAGUAUUCUUUUGGAUAAGAAAUAUUCACAAUUACCAAAUCCAAUGCAAAGUAUUAAUACAAUCAAAGUAAACGCAUACAAUCAUCUGUGUAGACUACUCAGUGAUAUGUUGAACAUUGAAAUCGCUUUUUAUUUACAAAGAUCUAUAGAUCCUAUUAUAUAUUUAACAAAUAUGUUAUGUGAUUACUCUACAGUUAGUCCUAAGGAUGCAUUACAACUAUCUAUGAAAAUUAUAGAUACACUUCAGAAAUCAGAUAGACAUUUUAUGAAGUCAGAGAUGAACAAUACCACCAAUACUGUUCAAUAUGAUGGAAUAGAAGAAGAACGGUCCACUUUAAUUGUUAAAAACUAUCAACAACUUGUAGAAUUUAUGAUAAAUAAUGGUACAAAAUUAUGCUUCCCAAUUCGUAAUGAAUUAUCUAUUAAAUACAAUAGUAAUGAUCAAACAAUUCGUGAAGACUAUAUAAUUUGGAAGACAAGAUUAACAGAUACACUGUAUAAAUGGUUUAAUUACUCUGAAACACACAAUAUGAUCACAUGGAAAUGGGCAGUGAUGGGAUUAUCAGUUUUAUGGAAACAAGAUGAAUAUAUUCAAGUGAAUUUUCUGUGGAAUGUUAUCGAACAUUUAAUGAAACAAAAUGCUACAAUUGAAUGUUGCACUGUAGAAGAAAGAAACUCAUUAAAAGAAAUUCUCGACACAUUAGAAAAUUCUAUUUCGAGAAGGUUACAUCAAGAUAUUGGAUCUGCUGAACGAAUGAAGUGGAUAAUGUUCAUGAGAACAACAAUCAGUAAGAUGAACGCUAACACACGAUUGUCUACUUGA